This is a messenger RNA of Apus apus (common swift), 2430 nucleotides long. RefSeq names its product trans-2,3-enoyl-CoA reductase (gene TECR). NCBI's taxonomy places the organism in Eukaryota, Metazoa, Chordata, Aves, Apodiformes, Apodidae. Bases 859 to 1683 code for a protein of 274 amino acids. Gene Ontology annotation, biological process: very long-chain fatty acid biosynthetic process. The record is from RefSeq and is a predicted model, not a curated record. Gene Ontology annotation, molecular function: oxidoreductase activity, acting on the CH-CH group of donors. The transcript has 13 exons.
CCGGAGCGCAGCGGCGGCCGCGGCGGGGUCUGCGUGUCGGUCUGGCCGAGGGGUCGGUGGCCGCGGGGGUCGGUCCCAUCGAGCGCCCUGAGGAGCGCCCGGGGUGUGCGUGGCUGUGCCGGGCGGCAGCGCCGCGGGUCGGUGACAGCCCCGCUGCGGCGGGGCCAGGCAGGGCUCCGCACCCGCGCCGGGCGUGAGCCUCUGCGGGGCACGGCGCGGUCUGAGCAGCAGGAGCUAUUCAGCCGCUCUGCGGGCUUCGUGCAGUUAACGAAACCGAGUUCUGGUGAUGAUGCUUGUAAGUAACAAAGACAGGCUGAGAUAAAAGGCCUAAAAAGGAACCCAAGUGCUUGUUUAGUUUGGCUAUGUUUGCAUUUCGAUGGAACAUAAUGCCAGGGUGUCACUCCAGUUUGAUACCGGCUGGUUUCAGUGGAGGCACGUCUGUGAAGCUCGAAGGAUUACGGUUUGGGGAUUUUUAUUUUUUUUUUAAGAUCAGGUGGCUUUCCAGAAGCCACACUCUGAAGGUUGAAGUCCUUCUGUAUUGGAGAUUGGAGGUGUUUUUUUUUCUCCCCUACCCCCCUUUUAAAAAUAAAUAAAUAAAUAAAUUAUAUAUAUAUAUAACAACAGUUAAAGGGAGCAGUAUGCCACAAAUUGUAAUUUUGCUGUCAGUACAGGAAUCUGAAUUGUGUUUCUAACAGAUUUUCCUUCCCCAGGCUGCAUGCUGCAUUAAUAGAAACAAUUUGCAUAACUUCUGUCAGCUUUCUGGUAUAGAAGGUGGAAAUCCUUGAUUUGAAGACAAAGAAACAGCUAUGCUUCCUAGAUAAGGUGGAACCAAAUGCCACAAUUAGGGAGAUCAGAUUUAUGUUCCAUAAAUUAUAUCCUCAGUGGUAUCCAGCAAGGCAGUCGAUAAAACUUGAUCCAAAAGGAAAGUCCCUGAGGGAUGAGGAAAUCCUGCAGCAUCUCCCUGUUGGCACAACUGCUACCUUAUACUUUAAAGAUUUAGGGCCACAGAUAGGAUGGACUACGGUAUUUUUGAUAGAAUAUACAGGCCCAUUGUUCAUCUAUUUUCUGUUUUAUUUCCGCAUGCCUUUUGUCUAUGGACUGGAUGAGAGGUUUACAUCAAGUCCGCAUCCAGUAGUUAACUUGGCAUGUAUCUGCCAUUCUUUCCACUACAUCAAAAGGUUGAUUGAAACAGUAUUUGUUCAUCGAUUCUCCCAUGGGACUAUGCCACUGAGGAAUAUUGUGAAGAACUGCUUGUAUUACUGGGGAUUUGCAGCUUGGCUUGCUUAUUACAUCAAUCAUCCUCUUUACACUCCUCCUUCUUAUGGGAAAAAACAGAUAAAUUUUGCUGUGAUCAUGUUUCUGCUGUGUGAAGCUGGAAAUUUUUCCAUUCAUGUUGCACUCAGUGACCUCCGGAGAAGUGGAUCCAAACUCCGUAAGAUCCCAUAUCCAACGAAGAAUCCUUUCACAUGGCUGUUUGUCUUUGUAUCUUGCCCUAACUAUACAUAUGAGGUGGGGACCUGGAUCAGUUUCACUAUCAUGACUCAGUGUGUUCCAGUGGGGCUUUUCACCUUGCUUUGCUUCAUUCAGAUGACAAUCUGGGCAAAGGAUAAACACUGCACCUACGUACGAGAAUUCAAGGAUUAUCCAAGUCUUCGAAUGCCAAUUAUUCCCUUUUUGUUAUAAAAAAAAAAGAAAAAAAAGAAAAAAAAGAAAGAGGUUUAACUUGAACAUUGCAUGGAACUUCAAGAAGGAAAAGCUCAUAAACCUCCUGCCAAAUAAGUGAACUAAUUUAAAGGAUUUUGGUGCAUGUUGAAUCUCCACUGCUAAGGAAAACUGUAUGCACUUGAAAGCUACACUUCCUUACAUUCAAGAAUUCUCAGCUCAGAGCACUUUAAAAAAAUAAGGCUUCAUUGCACAGCUGGUAGUCAAAAGCCACCGCAGUUCACUGUAACCUGAUUGACUAAGGUUUUCCUGUGCUAGUCUAUUUAGAUUGAUGGAUCAGAGACACUGAGAAGCCUGUGCUGAAAAGCAGCUCCAGAUUUAGCAGUGGCAUUCUGCAAGGCAUAAGUACAUUGGAAUGAGGACAUACUAGCUAACUACUAGAGAGCUCAGCCAGCAUGGCCAGCUGGCCUGAAGACAGUUGCAUGAUGUGCCUUCUUUGACUUGAAGAAGAGAAUGUGCUGCCUGGAGGCAGGUGCUUUGGAACAAAUAACACUACCAAAGAAUAUGAAUGUUUCCUGGAAUAAAGAAAUAGGCAAUAUCUCAAUACCUGAUUUGGGUCUAACCCCUAAUUUUCCAAAAGAAUAUGAAGUAAGAAAUAUUUCUAAUAUUUCUGGGUGUAACAUUCUGCAUUGUUGGGGUUUUUUUGUUUGUUUUUAGUAUUCUUCAUUAGGAAAUUGCAUAUUAGUAAAUAAGGUUCAGAAGAUCUGA